AUGGCAGCUAAGAGGGUAGUGGUGUAUCGGAAUGGGGACCCUUUCUUCCCAGGGCACCAGCUGGUGGUAACCCAACGCCACUUCCCCACUAUGGAGGCCUUCCUUUCUGAAGUGACGUCAGCGGUGCAAGCCCCACUUGCUGUUCGUGCUCUCUACACACCUACUGACGGCCACCCUGUCACUGACCUGGCUGACUUACAGAACGGAGGACACUAUGUGGCUGCUGGUUUUGAACGAUUCCACAAGCUCCACUAUUUACCCCGUACAGAGAAACACCCAGGUGGGAAGAGCAGCAGACAGCACGAUCCUCUCAUAACUCGUCGUCCAUGUGACAGGGCCCUUGGACAGUGGCUGCCUGCAGACACCCCUUGCUACAUUCAUGUGUUCAGAAAUGGGGACCUGCUUAGUCCCCCAUUUAGUAUGAAGCUGUCCCAAGCUGCCAUCCAGGACUGGGGAGCCGUGUUGAAGCUGGUGAACAAGAAGGCUAAGUUGCAGAGUGGGGCUGUGCACAAACUCUACACCCUGGAGGGGCUCCCACUGUCAGCAGGGGUGGCUCUGGUGAAUGGCCAUUAUUAUGUGGCUGUUGGAGAAGAUGAGUUCAAGGCCCUCCCCUAUCUGGAGCUGCUGGUACCCAACCCCUCCCUGUCCGGGGGCUGUUGGUAUCCCCCAGGCCUUAAGUAUAGGCCCCACAGGCAUGGGGCCCAAGGCCAAAGGAUCCAGGCAGCCCAGCCUUCUCCAAAGGAGCCAGAACAAAUUAGGUCAUCUGCUUUCUAUGCCAGACCCCAGCAGUCCAUUCAGCCAAGAAGCGAGCUCACAACUCUCUUGUUUCAAUCAGGAGUUAAGGGAGUGUAUGGGGCUCCCUACCCAAGGAAGGAGACCCAAGGGGCCCAGGAAGUAGCAGAUGACGAAUACACCUGCAUAGAGGAGCCCUUGGAUCAGAGGGCAGCACAGACGGUGGAAGAGGCUCCCUACCUGCAGCACCCAUCCUCAGCCCCAGCACCGCCAUCUUAGAACCAGGAGCUCCAGAACUGGGAACCACUACUCCCCACCUUUGGUCCUCAGCACCUCCCCAUCCUUUGGCUCCUAAACCCUCAGCCACAGCCCAAUCUUCCCUGCUGUAGCAGAGCAGCAGUACUGUGGAGACAGAUCUUUCCUCUUGGGACUCACUGUCACAGCAAGGAGUAAUAGACUGAGCUUCGAGAGAGGACAUGAACAUAUAAUAAAGGAAUUUCUGCUAA
Jaculus jaculus (lesser Egyptian jerboa) is the source of this 1238-nucleotide messenger RNA. It is a transcript of the gene Dcdc2b, whose product is annotated as doublecortin domain containing 2B. The coding region runs from base 1 to 1011 and encodes 336 amino acids. The transcript is spliced from 9 exons. Gene Ontology annotation, cellular component: microtubule; microtubule organizing center. NCBI's taxonomy places the organism in Eukaryota, Metazoa, Chordata, Mammalia, Rodentia, Dipodidae. The record is from RefSeq and is a predicted model, not a curated record. Gene Ontology annotation, biological process: intracellular signal transduction.